AUGGAGUCCUCGUUAUUCCCGGUGAUGGACUUUAACGGCACCUUUGCGGACCCGGACGUUUACUUCGGCGACCACAUCGACGGCUUCAGCGUCACCGUCGCCGCCCUCUACCUGCUCGUCUGCGUCCUCGGCCUGGCCGGGAACUCCCUGGUCAUCGUCGCCAUUUUGAAGCUGGACAAGAUGUCCUCGGCCGCCACGGUGUACAUCUUCAACCUGGCGCUGGCCGACGGGCUCUUCAUGGUGGGCCUGCCCUUCAUCGCCAUGCAGAACUUCCAGAACCGCUGGGAGUUCGGCGACCUGGCCUGCAAGGUGGUGAUGGUGCUGGACGGCAUCAACCAGUUCACCAGCGUCUUCUGCCUGACGGUGAUGAGCGUCGACCGCUACAUGGCGCUGGCCGACCCGCUCCGCUUCGCCCGCUGGAGGACGCCGCGCCGCGCCAAGGCGGUGUCGGCGCUGCUGUGGCUCUUCUCGCUCCUCGCCGUCCUCCCCAUGGCGCUGCACUUCUCGGCGCGCGACGGCCUGUGCACGCUGGACCCGGCGCUGGGCUCGGACGCCUGGUGGCUCGGCUUCCUCACCUACACCUUCGUCCUGGGCUUCGCCUUGCCGUUCACGGUCAUGACGGCGUCCUACGCGGCGCUGCUGCUCACGCUGAGGUCGCAGCGGCUCCGCGCCGCCGCCGCCGCGAGCCAGGAGAGCCAGCGGCUGGAGAGGCAGGUCACCAAGAUGGUGGUGGCGGUGGUGCUGGUGUUCGGCGUCUGCUGGCUGCCGUUCUACGCCUUCAACUUCUGCUCGCUGUACGAGACCGACCUGGUGCUCACCUUCGCCCGGGGCUUCGAGUUCGUCGUCCUGCUGUCGUACUCGUGGAGCUGCGCCAACCCCAUCCUCUACACCUGCCUGUCCGACACCUUCAGACGCCACUUCCGCGCCCUCCUCUGCCCCGCCAAGCGAUCUCCCAGCAUGCACUGCAACGUGGACACAGAGCGGUAUGACCUAAACGACGCCGGCGGGCGUGAUGUCAGCGUGCUGGCGUAG
Myripristis murdjan (pinecone soldierfish) is the source of this 1032-nucleotide messenger RNA. RefSeq names its product somatostatin receptor type 2. The record is from RefSeq and is a predicted model, not a curated record. The coding region runs from base 1 to 1032 and encodes 343 amino acids. Lineage: Eukaryota; Metazoa; Chordata; Actinopteri; Holocentriformes; Holocentridae. Gene Ontology annotation, biological process: regulation of insulin secretion; cellular response to glucocorticoid stimulus; neuropeptide signaling pathway. The transcript has a single exon. Gene Ontology annotation, molecular function: somatostatin receptor activity; neuropeptide binding. Gene Ontology annotation, cellular component: plasma membrane; neuron projection.